CAUUCCCAGUGACAAAAACUCCGAUCCCAGAUUCUAACUCCGGUACUAACUGCUCAUCAUCUGUUACCUCCCGAAUAGUGAAGAAGAAGAAACCAAAAAGGACAGGACCUGAUGAUUGUACCGUCCAGGAACAGCUGCAGGAGAUUGAGGAGAGGGUUGAGAUUUUUACGGUGGAGGAAUCGAGUGAAGACCAAGAGGAGGAGCUCACUGCCCUAACAGUCAGAGCAAAAAGUAACAGCAGAACCAAAAUGGAAGCUCAUUCACAGAAGAAGCUCGAUGAGGAUGACACUGAGGAUGAAAAGGAGACAGGUGAAGAUGACACUGAGGAUGAAAAGGAGACGGGUGAGGAUGGGAAAGAGACGGAGAAAACUGAGACUGUCUCUCCACAGAUUCACAGCUGUGAACUGCCAGACUCAGCUUCAGGCAAAAGUGAAGAUCCCAGAAGUGAAAGUGUCUCAGUUAAAGUGGGAAACCUGGAGGAAUUUGCUUUCAGACCAGCUCCACAAGGAACGGUUAUAAAAUGUCGGAUCACCAGGGACAAGAAGGGGAUGGACAAGGGAAUGUUUCCAACCUAUUACCUCCAUAUGGAGCGAGAUGAUGGAAAAAAGGUAUUCUUGAUGGCUGGGCGAAAACGCAAAAAGAGCAAAACAUCAAAUUAUCUCAUUUCGACAGACCCAACAAACCUGUCCCGCACUGGAGAGAGCUUUAUCGGGAAGUUGAG
Molecule: messenger RNA, 721 nt
Organism: Rhincodon typus (whale shark)
Lineage: Eukaryota; Metazoa; Chordata; Chondrichthyes; Orectolobiformes; Rhincodontidae
Product: tubby protein-like
Exons: 5
Biological process (GO): protein localization to cilium
Cellular component (GO): cilium
Source: RefSeq, a predicted model, not a curated record